This is a messenger RNA of Cricetulus griseus (Chinese hamster), 5192 nucleotides long. NCBI's taxonomy places the organism in Eukaryota, Metazoa, Chordata, Mammalia, Rodentia, Cricetidae. The record is from RefSeq and is a predicted model, not a curated record.
CUAAAUGUACAGUUUUGUUUCAAGAAGUUUUGAGAAAAGUGGUCUUAUUUUUAUUUGUGGCUUCAUGACUCCUAAGUUUACAGUUUUUGUUUUGUUUUUAAAGAAAAUGCCUAGUUUUCAGAAACAACAGUUUUUUUUUUUUUCAGCAUGGAACACCAUUUAUUUUAAGUUUCCUCAGUGAUAAACAGAAGCACUUGGAUGUUAACAUGUGACCAUAUUAUUUUGAAUAAUACCAGUAUUCUUAUUGAUCUGUCAGCUACUUUUAUAAUUAACUGAAGUUUGAGGAUUUGUUUCUUGACUAAGAGGAGAGCCAUUAGGCUUAUAUAUUUGAUUUUAUUCAUGUUUAAAUGUGUGUUUUACAGAGUGAUCUUAAUUCAGAACUGAAAAAUGUCAGAUGGAUUUAUUGAAGAUGAUUUAACAGUUAACAACUAUUUUGUUUGGGCUUGGAAGACAGAAUAAUCAAAUUAUUCAUUCUUCCAGAAAGUCUCCCUUUGCGUUUCAUCAAGAAUUAGGCAUAUUACAGUACUGAAAAGUGUCCUAUAAAAUCAAACCUUGAGUGCAAUACUUUUGUCUUCUAAGAUUUUUGGGGGGCAGGGCGGUUACUGCCUGAAGAAAGGAAGAAAGAAGGGAAAGAAGUUGUUAUUCUAAAGUUUUCUUUUUAUCCCUCUCAACACCUGCUUGUCAGAGAGCUUGUGAGGGCAGCUGGAAGUUUGGAAAGUUGUGUGUGGUAGCAUUUUUGUGUAGGGUGUCUCGUUUCUCACCAGCUGUUGAUAAGUCUAGGUUCCCUGCGGCUAUACAUUUACAGUAGGAACGUUUAACCUCUCAGGUAGAUGGUAACACCUUGUAAAUGUACCUGCUAUUGCAUCUAGGACCUAGCUAGCCAUGAUGUCAGCCCCUCCCCCAUCACUGCAAUGGUUUGAAGAUCUGUUUUGCUUUGUUAGGAAAAUUUAGUGUUCCCUUUCCCCCUAGGGUGCUCUAACAUCUUGAUUCCUGUUCCGAGUAGAGAUGGCUAUAGCCAGACAAGGAACGAUUAUGCUACAUGGUGGCCAGUUGCUGCUUGAGAAGUGAGGGUUGGUACAGUAGGCUUCACUAGACUUAGCUGCAACUCAGAAUUUCUCCUCCAGCACCUGAGUAAAUGCUGAUGGUCUUGUGGAUUAAGAGUACGAGCUAAAUUCUCAAUCCCAAUUGAGAAGCGGAGGAAAUUUAAAACUGUCUCCUUCCAAGCUUACCACAGCCACCACCAUCAAGACAGCAAACAAAGGACAAAGACUUUGAACCGCUGUGUUGCUCUGUGUAGUCCUGUUCACGUGUGCUUUACAGACUUGGCUGGGUUACUAAUAAGUAAAUAAAAAGUUGGACGCUUCUGUCAUUCGGACAUUUGAUUCACAAGUUACCAGAAUGAGGGCUGUACUGGAGACAGCAGACAUUGCCAUAGUGGCCCUGUAUUUUAUCCUGGUCAUGUGCAUUGGUUUUUUUGCCAUGUGGAAAUCUAAUAGAAGCACAGUGAGUGGAUACUUCCUGGCUGGGCGCUCUAUGACCUGGGUGGCAAUUGGUGCCUCUCUGUUUGUGAGCAAUAUUGGGAGUGAACACUUCAUUGGGCUGGCAGGAUCUGGAGCAGCAAGUGGAUUUGCAGUGGGCGCAUGGGAAUUCAAUGCCUUACUGCUCUUGCAACUUCUGGGAUGGGUUUUCAUCCCUAUUUACAUCCGGUCAGGGGUAUACACUAUGCCUGAAUACUUGUCCAAGAGAUUCGGUGGCCAUAGGAUUCAGGUCUAUUUUGCGGCCUUGUCUCUGCUCCUCUAUAUCUUCACCAAGCUCUCAGUGGAUCUGUAUUCAGGUGCCCUCUUUAUCCAGGAGUCCUUGGGUUGGAACCUCUAUGUGUCUGUCAUCCUGCUCAUUGGCAUGACCGCCCUGCUGACUGUCACCGGAGGCCUUGUUGCAGUGAUCUACACAGACACGCUACAGGCUCUGCUCAUGAUUAUCGGGGCACUCACACUUAUGGUCAUUAGCAUGAUGGAGGUUGGAGGGUUUGAGGAAGUAAAGAAGAGGUACAUGUUGGCCUCACCCAAUGUUGCUUCCAUUUUGUUGACACACAACCUUUCCAACACAAAUUCAUGUAACGUCCACCCUAAGGAUGAUGCCCUAAAAAUGUUGCGAGAUCCAACAGAUGAAGAUGUUCCAUGGCCUGGAUUCAUUCUUGGGCAGACCCCAGCCUCUGUAUGGUACUGGUGUGCUGACCAAGUCAUCGUGCAGAGGGUUCUAGCAGCCAAAAACAUUGCUCAUGCCAAAGGCUCUACUCUAAUGGCUGGCUUCUUGAAGCUGCUACCGAUGUUUAUCAUAGUUGUACCAGGGAUGAUUUCCAGGAUACUGUUUGUUGAUGACAUAGCUUGUAUCAACCCAGAGCACUGCAUGCAAGUGUGUGGGAGCAGAGCUGGGUGCUCCAAUAUCGCCUAUCCACGCCUGGUGAUGAAGUUGGUCCCUGUGGGCCUCCGGGGCUUGAUGAUGGCCGUGAUGAUUGCAGCUCUGAUGAGUGACCUGGACUCCAUCUUUAACAGUGCCAGUACCAUAUUCACCCUUGAUGUGUACAAACUUAUCCGCAAGAGUGCAAGCUCCCGGGAACUAAUGAUAGUGGGCAGGAUAUUUGUGGCUUUCAUGGUUGUCGUCAGCAUAGCCUGGGUGCCGAUUAUUGUAGAGAUGCAAGGAGGCCAGAUGUACCUGUAUAUCCAGGAGGUGGCAGACUAUCUGACCCCUCCCGUGGCAGCCCUCUUCCUGCUGGCAAUUUUCUGGAAACGCUGCAAUGAGCAAGGAGCUUUCUAUGGUGGAAUGGCAGGCUUUGUUCUUGGAGCCGUCCGUUUGAUACUGGCUUUUACCUACCGUGCUCCUGAGUGUGACCAACCUGAUAACAGGCCAGGCUUCAUCAAAGACAUCCAUUAUAUGUACGUGGCCACAGCACUGUUCUGGAUCACAGGACUCAUCACUGUGAUCGUUAGUCUUCUCACACCGCCUCCCACAAAGGACCAGAUUCGCACCACCACAUUUUGGUCGAAGAAGACUCUGGUAACAAAGGAGAGCUGCUCUCAGAAAGACGAGCCAUACAGAAUGCAAGAGAAGAGCAUUCUGAGGUGCAGUGACAAUAGUGAGGUUGUCAACCAUGUCAUUCCCAACGGGAAAUCGGAAGACAGCAUUAAGGGACUGCAGCCUGAAGACGUCAAUCUGUUGGUGGCAUGCAGAGAAGAGGGCAACCCGGUCGCUUCCCUGGGCCACUCAGAGGCAGAAACACCAGUAGACGCCUAUUCCAAUGGGCAGGCAGCUCUCAUGGGUGAGAAAGAGAGAGAGAAGGAAACAGAAAACAGGAGCAGGUAUUGGGAGUUCGUGGACUGGUUCUGUGGCUUUAAAAGUAAAAGCCUUAGCAAGAGGAGUCUCAGAGACUUGAUGGACGAGGAGGCCGUUUGUUCACAGAUGUUAGAAGAGUCUCCACAAGUAAAAGUGGUGUUAAACAUUGGACUUUUUGCUGUGUGUUCACUUGGAAUUUUCAUGUUUGUUUAUUUCUCCUUAUGAACUUAUGGUGAGACACUUAAGAAAAUACUGGUCUUUGGAAACAAAAUGUAACUGUCGCGUCUCUCAGGCAUUGUUUACGCUGAAGGUUUUAGCCAAAUUUUACUUAGCAGAAAUUCAUCUAUUUGCAAGACUAUUUUCCCGGAGAUGGAUGAAAAUAAAUCUUCAACUUAAAUGAAACAAAACAGACUGAAUUGUGCAAAAAAAAAAAAAAAAUGUGGUUUUAGAGUUUUCCAUACCAAAGUGAGGAAAGACCAAUAAUUCUCAUAGAUCACUUAGAGCAGAACGUGUUACGGUAUCAUGUAAAGUGUCUUGUCUGCAUUGCCAAGUCUAGUAGACCUUAUGCUGAAGUAGAUGUGCUCAUUUGUAAGGUUUUUGUCUCUAAUCCCUGCUAUGAUUACAAAACUGAAUUUGUAGAGACUGUGGAUUAGCUCUGUCCUGAAAGUCUAAUGUGCUGUAUAGUAAUUACUUCAGGACAACUUUGUCUGUGUGGUUGGUUUUGUUAUGUUAGCAUGAGUCUUUGGAUUCUGCUUGCCAAAAGAAAGGAAGAAUGUUUUCCUGUAGGUAUUUUUGUAUUACUUGUAUGUGGAAUGUUAGUGGUUUGGGGCAGACUUUGUUUCAAUCCCCUCCCUAUGUUUUUUCUUACUUAAACUGAACCAUGCUGAAAUGACUACCAAGUCUGCUUAUAAUUUUUUUAAUGGGGGGGAGUAAAUGUUGCUAUUGAUCCCCACAUUUAUUGAUCAAAUAAGGUUGUUUUAAAAUAUAGUUUGAGAAUUAACAGCUACCAUGCAAUGCUUGAUAAAUGUAAUGCUAAGAGGAUAAUGAAUCAGUUUUUGCCUGUUUUCUAGCUGCUUCCUUGUCAUUUUGUAACAUUCCUUGUUAAUUAGCCACAUGCCUUCCCAAAUGGGUCCAGAUGUAAGAAAUGUUGAGUAUCAUGACAGAGAGCUGGCACUGCUUUUGUGUGCUGGGUUGUGGCACUUGGUUAGCUUGUGAUACACUGGUGUUGUGUUUAGAGGAAACAUCAAAUGCUGACUCCAUGCUGCAUUUUCUGUGAGUCCUUCUCCUGGUUUCUGUCUUUCUUGAAGACUUGCUGCAGGUAUACAUCUGUGUUGUUACAGUCAGCACGAGAGUGCUUCCUUCCAAAGUGGCCGCCAGUCACAGAACACUCUUCACCCUUGCUGUUGAUCAGUGUAGGGUUUCUGUAGGAUGGCCCGCGUCUUCAUGAGUUGCAUGAACAGAGACUUCUGUGUUUAGCAGUGAGCUUGAGGAGGAUAGCACAUGACAUGACUCUCGAUACAGACCUUUAUCCUGGCUUGGUAUCCAGUUGUAACAUCUCUGGGCAGUGGAUCUUUUUUAUGGGCUGUUUCUCCUUCGUGAAGUUUGGUGCAGAAGGCAUUAGAGAAAAACUCUUAUGGAUGAUGUGUAUGUAUAGUCCUUUGUCUUCAACACUGCCUGUUCUCCAUAAGAGAUGAGGAAAGCUACUUAUGCACCUACUUUCUUUAAGCUAAUAAAAAUUUUUAAAAUUACAUAAGAAAUUUAUUAAGCCUUGUACUCACGGAGAAUUAUUACUUUUAUAGAUCAUUUUGUAGAUUUUGAAUCAAUUCAGUCCUGAUAACUUUUUUUUUUUUUUUUUUUUUUUU